UUAUAAUUAAUGUAUACAAACAUAGAACAAGUAGUUGCUACUUGCUUCUCCAUUUCUUCAUUCUGUGCUUUGGGUAAAUGCUAAUAUUUAAAAUUUUUAUUCUCAACAAAAUUCAAAAGUGUACCUAUCUACUACAUGGCACCAUAUUAAAAUGUGGACAAACGAUGUUAUUAUUGAAUUUUUAAAUUUGUACGAAAAAGAGAGAUGUAUCUGGGAUCCACGAGACGAUAACCAUAAAAUCCAAAAUUUAGUCAAUGACGCUUGGGAUAGGAUAGCCCUUAGUUUAAGUGUCCCGUUUUCAGUGAUUGAGAUCAAAAAGAAAAAAGAUUCUUUAAUGGCUACAUACAGAAAAUUAAACCGGAAAGUAAAAAAAAGCAAGAGGACUUCCAGGACGGAAUCAGGAUAUGAACACGUUUAUCGACCAGAUUGGUUUGCUUAUAGUCAAAUGAAUAAAUUUCUUCAUUCAAUCUAUUUGGUAAAAUCAACAACAUCACCAGAGCUUGACACUGAUGAUGUUGCACAAUUAGAGACAAGCACUAGUCAAAAUGCUGAUACUAAUGAAGAUUCAAAAGCAACACCAUUAGAGGCCAUUACCAACAGCAAAAUGCCCAACUUGAAAAAUUGGACUUCACCUUCUCUACAUCGGCCUGUUAAACUAGUAACUGGGAAAAGAAAGCGUAUUCCUGGGUGUAUGAAUAAAAUACAGUGGAGAAACCAGAAUCGUGUGUAUGAAGAAAAGUUGAAUUUAAUCCAGAUGGAAAAAGAGAUGACGAUGAUGCAAUUUGAGUGGGAAAAAGUUGAGCAUGAGCUAAGGGUUGAAGCAUUAAAGUUAGAUGUAGAAAUUAAAAAAAAAUCACUUGAUAUUUUAAAAUGAAUUGGGUUUAUAUUGUAUGACUUAAAUUCUGAGUGAAUGUAUUGAUUUACAUGAUGUUUUUUUUUUUUUUGUUACAGACAGGCACACAAUCUUGUUAAUAGGUCUUCAAUUUAAUAUCAUUGUUACUGCCUGCGUGACUGCGUGUACUUAAAUUAAUUGACGAUAAUAUGCAUUUAUGCGGGCCUAUCGAUACAAUUCCACAAAAUACGUGGAUGAAAUUUCAAUAUUUCAUGAUACGAAUAAUCUACAUAUUAUAAUAUACACAGACCAGUUAAUGCCUAAAUUGUUCAGUUGUAAAACUAUAUAUUUUAUUUUUUAUCUAGUGGGUAAUAAAAAUUAUAAUUUUUUUAGAUUGGCCAACGCUAAGUUUAAAUUGUCAUUACUUUGAUCGAAAUCUCAACAGUAAACAAAAUUUGAUUUAGUUAUUUGGUUUGAUUUGAUCAAAUAUUAAAUACAGUUGUAAAAUUAUAUCCAAUCAUUAUAACUAUUUUAUUUAACAGGUAAUAUAAAUCUUUGAAAAUCC
Messenger RNA from Acyrthosiphon pisum (pea aphid), 1397 nucleotides. RefSeq lists its product as uncharacterized. Bases 152 to 874 code for a protein of 240 amino acids. The transcript has 2 exons. Gene Ontology annotation, cellular component: nucleus; transcription regulator complex. Gene Ontology annotation, biological process: regulation of transcription by RNA polymerase II. NCBI's taxonomy places the organism in Eukaryota, Metazoa, Arthropoda, Insecta, Hemiptera, Aphididae. The record is from RefSeq and is a predicted model, not a curated record.